GAGUGUGGCUUCCAAAUGCCUCCGGAGAGUACUCAACUAAAUCUGGAUAUGCAGUGGCAAAACUGUACAAAGGUGAUCAUGAGACUCAAAGCUUUAACUGGAAGGAAUGUGUUUGGCAUGUUAAAACCUCACCAAAGAUCCAGCACUUCCUUUGGAAAGCCAAUAGCAGAGCACUACCGGUUGGAUCCUUGCUGGAGAGUAGAGGCCUCUCUGUCUCACCUGUCUGUCAAAGAUGUGGAGCUCGAGAAACGGAACUACAUGUUCUCCUCCAAUGCCCUUUCGCCGAGAAAGUUUGGGAUCUUGUACCAUGCCUGCAUAAACCGCUUGGAACCCUUCAACUGGAAACUGUGGCCUUGGUUGGUAUCUCCAGGAUGCUGAGAAGGUUCACACCGAUUGUUUUUCAUCACACCGUCGCUUUGUUUCCUCGGCUCUAGUGGCUGAGGCUUUGGCGGUUAAGGCUGCAAUUAUGGCAGCUACCUCCUCCCAUGUCAGUAGUUUAAAUGUCUUCUCUGACUCUAAGGUGCUCAUCUCGUUGCUGAAGUCUCAAACACAGGAUGUUGCCUUGAAAGGUGUUCUUCAUGAUAUCAUUAUCAUGGCGCAAACUUUUCAAUCUAUCUCUUUUCAUUUCAUUCCGUGUUUAGCAAAUGUUGUAGCUGACUCUCUUGCGAAGUCAGCUUUGUACUCUCUUCAGUCUUCUGUAACUGCAACAAUUUAGCCUCCGUGCUACUCUUAAUCUAAGUUAUGCUUUUGAU
Brassica rapa (field mustard) is the source of this 752-nucleotide messenger RNA. RefSeq lists its product as uncharacterized. The record is from RefSeq and is a predicted model, not a curated record. Gene Ontology annotation, molecular function: nucleic acid binding; RNA-DNA hybrid ribonuclease activity. NCBI's taxonomy places the organism in Eukaryota, Viridiplantae, Streptophyta, Magnoliopsida, Brassicales, Brassicaceae.